CAAGACUGGAACUACGUGAUGUUACAGUGCAUCUCUGUUCUUUCCCAGGUCACGUAGUGUUGGUGAGCGUUUCAUUCUUCUCCAUAUGAUUUUGUGUCAUAUCACAUAUCGGCGUCAUGCGGCGUGACUCAGUGAAGUUCUGCUAUUUCUCAUCUUUAGCAAUCUCAGUCCUCCAAUGCUGAAGACUGAAGUAACUCGAGAGAAUGAAGCUAAUCACACAGGCUGUUAUAACUCCUCUGAGGUCGCGCCUUCUCGUCCUCAGGAGUCGGACAGAAUCUUGCCGAGCGGCUGUGGGCUCCGUCCUGCUGUAUCUGUGGAGGACCUACUCCACACCCACGCCUGCUGGCAGAGACGUGCUGACUCAGCUGGUCCUCUGUCUGAGCCUCUCCGUCGCCACCGGCGCCCUGCUCCACCACUGGCUGCACAGCACGCUGAGCUACGGCCGCGGCGCCUCCGCACGCACCGCGUGCGCCUACGGCGCGGCCGCGUUCCUGCUCUGCUUCCUGUGCCACCCCCUGCGGUGCGUGCUCACCAUGACGCUGCCCACGGCCUGCACCGCGCAGGGCCGCAGGUUCCUCAUCUCCGUCUCCGGCAUGCUCGCGGCGCUGAAGGUCGUGCCCAACAUCGCGGCCAACGUCGGCGCGGUGGCGCACGUCCUCCGAUGCGCCGCCGAGGGCUUCGCCGGCACGCUGUUCAACUCGUCCGAGCUGGUGAACGCGGCGAAGCGGGACGUGGUGGACGAGGCCGUCCGGGCCGCCGAGGGCGCCGGCGUCGUGGCCGGCGUCGUCGCCAGCCUGAGGAAGCUGGAUCGGGUCACGCGCGUGGACGUGUCCGCGGUCACGAGCAGGUUCGCGGCGCUGAUCGGGCAGAUGGAGGCGAGCUUCUCCCACGUCAGGGCCCUGCUGCAGCACAGCAAGCUGCUGUCAGACCGCGUGCUGGCGGCCAUCUUCGUUGCCUUGCUCAUCUUCGAGUCCGCCCGCUACCUCAAAUCUUAUCUGACUUCGGUGGAGUUUGACAACAGCAAGACUUCCGCCGGUGACAAGAAGCGGGUGACGAAAGCACCCGGUCCAACCUGUAAACUAACGAGCUCCCUUUUCAUCCCGCUGCUGGUGGUGACCUUAUAUUUUAUGGCAAUAACCCUAAUAGUAGCGUUGGAUUAUGCUGUUUAUCAUGUGGUUGAGAUGAUUUUGCCAUGGUUGCUGGAUUUCCCACCGACAUCAGCCGGCAUAAGUGUGGAUUACCAGUUGGACAUCUUGGUCCCUGCUCUCUGUCUCACCCCCGGGCCCUGCACCCCCAAGGUGCUGGCCCACUUCCACAGGGACUACGACUGGGCCUUCGUCCCCGCGCCCGCGCUGUGCGAGGUGGCGGCCUCGGCCCCCAGCCCGGGCAUCGCCUUCCUGCUGGGGUGCCUGUGGUUUUUGUGCUACUUCCUGGUGUUCCUGGAGGUCUACGCCGCGCGGCUCCGCAGGAGGAUCUCGGCCUCGUUCUUCAGAGAGCAGGAGGAGAGGAGGACGGCGUACCUGGCGAGGGAGGAGCACCAUAAGUCAGCGGGUCACUUUGGCCCAGAAUUGAUUAUGUCUUGA
Messenger RNA from Betta splendens (Siamese fighting fish), 1583 nucleotides. RefSeq names its product osteoclast stimulatory transmembrane protein (gene ocstamp). The transcript is spliced from 3 exons. The record is from RefSeq and is a predicted model, not a curated record. Gene Ontology annotation, cellular component: membrane. NCBI's taxonomy places the organism in Eukaryota, Metazoa, Chordata, Actinopteri, Anabantiformes, Osphronemidae. The coding region runs from base 204 to 1583 and encodes 459 amino acids.